AUGGCUUCCCUCCAGUUCACCCAGCCUGCCGGCACCCUCCGCGCAUCAGCAUCAGUUCAGCCCACCCGAACCGUCUCCUCAGCAGGACUUCGUCUUAACCACCAAGGUCGUGUCCACUUGCAACAGAAGCAUCGACUCGCCCAAGUUCAAGCUUCAGGUCCUUUAUCACGGUCAUCUUCGGUAUAUUUCCCCGCUCAGCCAGCUCAACCUUACGCCUCGUCCGCCCCGUCGUCUUCAGCGACUCUGAAUCGUCGCCAGCGCCCUCCUGUACCUCUAUUCACCCAGAGUAUGCAGGGUGCAACCAAUCAGAUGGAUCUUCAAGAUCUCGAUCUAGACGACUUCACUGGUUUUGAAGGUGGUGCUUCAACCACCUAUUCGUCACCCGCCAUGCCUUCCGUAUUUGACGUUGGCCCAAAUACCCUGGGCACCGUGUCUCCACAGGACCUCCUCAUCCAGGAGCCUUUCAUGUCUGCGCCGAACUCCACGGCUUUGACUGCACUGACCUCGCCGUCUAUCUACAAUGAGUCGCCGGAUUUCAACGAUGGCUACGAUGUCUCCCCCAGCUUUGAUUCUGGCGACUUUGGCGCCGCAGAUUUUGACACCGGCAGGGGUGAAUCUUGGUUUCCCUUAUUUCCCCAAGAUUCUACAGGCGUUGCGAAAGAGAGCGUUGGAGUAAAGGACGCUCAGAAGACGCAAACUGAUCAAUCUCCUGCUCUGAACGGUGACGACCUUGAGGUGGUGGAGUUCAGUUCUUCAUCAGGUCGCCGGAAGUCCGUAAAUUCUUCCCCAACCAGCUCUAUUCGUCAUUCUUCGGUAUCCGGUGUGAAUUCCCGCCGACGCGACAAGCCGCUGCCUCCUAUCAUUGUCGAGGAUCCCAGCGACACAACCGCGAUGAAACGCGCACGGAACACCUUGGCUGCGCGCAAGUCUCGUGAGCGCAAGGCGCAGCGAUUUGAAGAUCUUGAGGAGAAGAUUCGCAAACUGGAAGAAGAGCGGGACCACUGGAAGAGUAUUGCUUUGGGUCAAUCUUGA
Colletotrichum orchidophilum is the source of this 1032-nucleotide messenger RNA. RefSeq names its product bZIP transcription factor. Gene Ontology annotation, molecular function: DNA-binding transcription factor activity. Gene Ontology annotation, biological process: regulation of DNA-templated transcription. The transcript is spliced from 3 exons. The coding region runs from base 1 to 1032 and encodes 343 amino acids. The record is from RefSeq and is a predicted model, not a curated record. NCBI's taxonomy places the organism in Eukaryota, Fungi, Ascomycota, Sordariomycetes, Glomerellales, Glomerellaceae.